CAUUUUUCAUCGCCAUAUUGUUGUUCAGUUGCAGUUUUGUAAUAUUCUGCUGGAUACGUAACAAGUAAAACCAUUAUAAUAAAAACACCAGGCACGCAAAAAUGUCGAUUUUGCGUUUUCGCUGUGUUCCAGCUACAGCGUUUAUAAACAGGGGAUUGUUUUUGGAGUCGACUGUAUUAGCGUGUCAAAGAACAGCAGGAUAUGGAUCUGGUGGUGGAGUGGACAAAGAUAAGCAACUAAAGAAAGCGAAAACACCCCAAGGACGCUUUGACAUGGACGAAACCGAGAAGAAAUCUAAAGACCUCCUUGAAAGAUUUACAGAUGAUGUGAAUCCGGAAACACAGGAGAAAGGUGGGCCCAGAGGCCCAGAACCCACAAGAUAUGGUGACUGGGAAAGGAAGGGACGUUGUAUUGAUUUUUAGGUCACUCUGUUAAAAUAAAUCCAGAGUUCUUCAUUAAAACGUUAACAUGAUCAUGAUGCAUCUUUGUUUUGUAUAGGCUAUACAAAAGACAAACUCAAGAACAGAAAUUAUACAUCACCCCAAUUUUAUGGGCCUAUUCUGUAUUGUGGUACUAUGCAAACAAUUUUGUUUAGUCUGCAUUGAAAAGUAUAAUUCAAACUUUAUUUUUACUAUUGGAAAUAAUAUAAUGUUGAAAAGUGCUUACAAAGCCUUUUUGGUUUUAUAUUUAUAAAUAAAUAAUUGUGUCAUUUCAA
Molecule: messenger RNA, 715 nt
Organism: Triplophysa rosa
Lineage: Eukaryota; Metazoa; Chordata; Actinopteri; Cypriniformes; Nemacheilidae
Gene: sdhaf4
Product: succinate dehydrogenase complex assembly factor 4
Exons: 3
Coding region: 102-422 (106 amino acids)
Biological process (GO): mitochondrial respiratory chain complex II assembly
Cellular component (GO): mitochondrion
Source: RefSeq, a predicted model, not a curated record